Messenger RNA from Vombatus ursinus (common wombat), 1257 nucleotides. RefSeq names its product RAD9 checkpoint clamp component B (gene RAD9B). The transcript has 11 exons. Gene Ontology annotation, cellular component: checkpoint clamp complex. Gene Ontology annotation, biological process: DNA repair; mitotic intra-S DNA damage checkpoint signaling; DNA replication checkpoint signaling. The coding region runs from base 16 to 1257 and encodes 413 amino acids. NCBI's taxonomy places the organism in Eukaryota, Metazoa, Chordata, Mammalia, Diprotodontia, Vombatidae. The record is from RefSeq and is a predicted model, not a curated record.
CCCACCUUGGAGAAAAUGAAGUGUGAGAUGGGUGGCCACCACGUGAAAGUGUUUGGGAGAGCAAUCCACGCUUUAGCUCGAAUUAGUGAGGAACUGUGGCUUGACCCAAGCGAAAGAGGUCUUGCUCUGCGGUCUGUGAAUUCUUGUAGAUCAGCUUAUGCAAGUGUUUUAUUCCCAGCUUCAUUCUUUCAACUGUACCAGUGGUCAGCUACGCUUGAAAUAUGUGACAGUAACGUGCCAUUGCAUCUAAAAUGUAAAUUAGGAAUGAAGUCAGUUCUGCCCAUAUUUAGAUGCCUGAAUAUACUUGAAAGAAAUGUAGAAAAAUGCAGUAUUUUUAUGAGUGCUAAUACAUGCCGUGUGAUUUUUCAACUCUUCUGCAAACAUGGUAUUAUAAAAACUCAUAAUCUGUCUUUUCAAGAAUCUGAGCCUUUACAAGCUGUUUUUGCAAAGAAUAUGUGUCCUAAUAUAUUGAAAGUUCAGCCAAGGUUGUUGGCUGAUAUAAUGAUUCAUUUUCCAUUGAGUCAAGAAGAAAUUACUUUAGCUGUGACGCCAAUGAAAGUUUGCUUUAAGAGCUAUGUUGAGGAUGAAAUAGAUUUUGCCAAGUCUAUGUACACUGAAAUGCAUCUUGAUCCUGAUGAAUUUGACUACUUUCAAGUUGGAGUUGACACUGAAGUAACAUUUUGUCUUAAAGAACUGAGGGGACUGCUGGCAUUUUCAGAAGCUACAACUGCUCCUGUGUCUAUUUAUUUUGAUCUUUCUGGAAAACCUGUGGCUUUCAGCAUUGAUGAAAUGGUCUUAGAAGCCACUUUUGUUUUGUCUACAUUAGCUGAAGUUCAAAGUAGGAGAUCUUCUCCAAGUUCACUGUGCCUUUCACAAAGACUGAAAAGGUCAGAUCUGAUAAAGCCAAAGGCAGACACUGAAGACAAUCUGACAAACAUAGAGAAGGAGUUGAGCACAGUCAGAGCAGCAUCCAAGAGACCCUCAUACCAUGAGAGGCAGAUCGACAGCACUGAAUUAGAAAGUUUUAAUAUUCCUGCAGUGAAAAGGCUGGACACACACAUUGCUGAAACAACAGAAAACUACCUUAGUGUCAUGGGAGAGGUGAUUCCAAAGACUCAAGUCUAUAAUAAGUUUUGUUCUCUGUUCUUUGGAGCAGUUUCACCUAAGCAACGUGACUUCAAUCACCCAUGGAUCAAUCUGGCAACAGUGAGUGACAGCGAAGAUGUUAGUAAUGGUCCACUAUCACAAGUCUUCUAA